This is a messenger RNA of Aaosphaeria arxii CBS 175.79, 2651 nucleotides long. RefSeq names its product glycoside hydrolase family 63 protein. The record is from RefSeq and is a predicted model, not a curated record. Bases 94 to 2520 code for a protein of 808 amino acids. The transcript has 3 exons. Lineage: Eukaryota; Fungi; Ascomycota; Dothideomycetes; Pleosporales. Gene Ontology annotation, molecular function: Glc3Man9GlcNAc2 oligosaccharide glucosidase activity. Gene Ontology annotation, biological process: protein N-linked glycosylation; oligosaccharide metabolic process. Gene Ontology annotation, cellular component: endoplasmic reticulum membrane.
CGACGAAAGGUGUCCCCAACCCCACAGCACAGCUUCGAGAGAGAGCUCCCGCGCGCCCAGUCCACCCUCAUUUUGACAUCUCAAUUGCAUGUCAUGGCGCGGAGUGUAGCAUAUCUCACCCAAUUCCUGGGCUUACUUUCAUUAGUUUCCCUCGCCAGUGCGCAGGUCGCCGAGAUCGAGAAAGCAAGCAAUGCCAGUUUACUAUGGGGACCUUAUCGUCCCAAUUUGUAUUUUGGUGUCAGGCCCAGGAUUCCCAAGAGUCUGAUGGGAGGAUUGCUUUGGACCAGGGUUGAGGAUUAUCAAAGCGUUCAAAAUAACUUCAGACAUACUUGUGAGCAGCACGAGCUCGACGGCUAUGGAUGGGACGAGUACGAUGUUCGCACGGGCGGUCGACAGACGAUUCAGGACCCUGUCAAUCGCAUUGACAUCACCACCGAGUUCAUAAAAUUCCCCGGAGGCCAGCACGGUGGAAGCUGGGGUGUUAGGAUAAAGGGUACGCCCCGCGAAGAUGCGUCGCCUGAUCUGAAGACUACGGUUAUCUGGUACAAUACUUUGGAAGGGCUCGGUUCAUUGGAAGUCGAAGGUGCGGACGAAGAAGAGCCAGGAAUGGAGGGCGAUGUCGUUCUCAAAGGGCAUACUCCAGAUCUUGGAGACUUUGAGGUGAAGGUUACCGAGGGCCAAGGUGACCACCCACGAACCGGGCACCCAAGCUAUGACGAGAAACCGCUGGAUCGCACAUUGGUCCAUACAGCUCAAAUCCCCGAUGAGGCCUUGUGGCAGGUCAAACCUCUGCUUUUUGCGCAUAUGAAGGGGCAGAUUGAUCAGUUGGUAGCUAAGUAUCCUGAGGAUAACCCACCACCUCCUGUGCAGGUGUACACCAUUCAGCAUCUUCCCGGAAAGGGAAACAUCCAUCUCUUCCAGAAGGCUUUCGAGGGGGCUUUCGAGUUCGAUGUCCUUUUCUCGUCUGGUUCCGCUCCGGCUAAGAUCACCUCCGAGGACCUGACUACUCAGAUUGGAUCUGUGACAUCCGGUUUCUCUGAGCGCUUCACCAGUAUAUUCAAGCCCCAAGCACCUUUCUUUAAAGAACGCUACGAGGAGUUCUCCAAGUCGCUAUUCUCGAAUCUGAUUGGCGGUAUUGGUUACUUCUACGGCGAUUCGCGAGUCGACCGCUCAUACGACCCUGCUUACGAGGAGAACGAUGAGGGCUUCUGGGAGGAGGCCGCUGAGGCUCGAAGCCGAAACCAGGCACACUUUGAAGGUCCUUCCGAGCUCUACACAAGCAUCCCAUCGCGUCCCUUCUUUCCUCGCGGUUUCCUUUGGGAUGAGGGUUUCCACCUUCUUCCCGUCAUCGACUGGGAUGUUGAUCUAACACUUGAUAUUAUCAAAAGUUGGUUCAAGUUGAUGGAUGAAGAUGGCUGGAUUGGACGCGAGCAGAUACUUGGUGCUGAGGCACGAAGCAAGGUGCCUCAGGAGUUCCAGGUUCAAUAUCCACACUACGCCAAUCCUCCAACGCUCUUCAUGGUUAUCACAGCUUUCCUCGACAAACUUGAUGCUCAGGGCAAAGCAAAGGACUCAAGCAGCCAAAAGGUACUCGCCGAAAAGUCGUACUACAUGCAGCUCGCCAACCGAGAGGCAGCUUUGGAAUACCUCCGUACCCUCUAUCCGCUGCUGAAGAGACAUUAUUUCUGGUUCCGACAGACCCAAGCUGGUGAUAUCAAAUCAUACGACCGCGAGGCCUUCUCUACUAAAGAAGGCUAUAGAUGGCGCGGAAGGACACCCGAGCACAUCUUGACCUCUGGUCUCGAUGACUACCCUCGUCCUCAGCCACCUCAUCCGGGUGAGCUGCACGUCGACCUUAUCUCUUGGGUUGGCAUGAUGACACGCCAAAUUAAGCGUAUUGCCAAUUACCUUGGAGAAGAGGAUGAUUCUGCCGAGUUCGCCAAGUAUGAAGAAGCUAUUAUUCGCAACAUUGAUGAUCUUCACUGGUCCGACGAAUUGAAGAUGUACUGCGACGCCACCAUCGAUGAUUACGAGGAGAACAAACUUGUCUGCCACAAAGGCUAUAUCUCGCUCUUCCCAUUCUUGACUGGUCUGAUUGACAAGGAUAGCAAGCGACUGGGUGCUGUGCUGGAUCUCAUUGCCGACCCGGAAGAGCUCUGGACCGACUAUGGCAUUCGCAGCCUCAGCAAGAGUGACGAAUUUUACCACACCGCUGAGGAUUACUGGCGUGGACCUAUCUGGAUGAACAUGAACUACCUGGCCGUUUCUCAGCUACUUAACAUCGCCCAACAGAAAGGCCCCCAGCAGGCUAAGGCCAAGAAAUUGUACAUCAACCUCCGCAAGAACCUCGUCAAGACUGUGUACGAGAGCUGGAAAGAGACAGGCUUCGCUUGGGAGCAGUAUAACCCGGAGACAGGCAAAGGACAGAGGACGCAGCAUUUCACUGGAUGGACCAGCUUGGUGGUCAAGAUCAUGAGCAUGCCUGAUUUAGAUGACGACCGCGUGAAAGACGAAUUGUAGACACAUGCAUUGAUGGAACAUUGAAGAUAGAAAAAUAUGGCGAGGGCUCAAAAUCAAAUUCUGUAGAUAUGAUUAAGACUAUUGAGAAGUCAUCGAAUAUCACACUCAAUCGUCCAACGUAAUGGAUUACU